This is a messenger RNA of Paramecium tetraurelia, 3963 nucleotides long. RefSeq lists its product as uncharacterized. Gene Ontology annotation, biological process: post-chaperonin tubulin folding pathway; tubulin complex assembly; microtubule cytoskeleton organization. Lineage: Eukaryota; Ciliophora; Oligohymenophorea; Peniculida; Parameciidae. Gene Ontology annotation, molecular function: beta-tubulin binding; GTPase activator activity. The transcript has 2 exons. The record is from RefSeq and is a predicted model, not a curated record.
AUGGCAUUUUAUUAUGAAUCAGAAGAUCUGAAUUUAAGAAAGAAAUAUAAUAACUUACAAUAUGACGAAUUGGAAGAGUAAGAUAAAUAGAGUGCUGCAUAUUGCAUAUCCGAAUAAUAGAUGACGAAUAAAUAGCAUGAAGAAUAAUUGCAAAUGGAUUUUGAAAUAAUAAUAAAGGAUAUUAAAAAUAUGUGUGUUUAUUUUACAUAAAAAUUCAUUUUGUAAAAUGAAAACAAUUACUAAUUGCAAAAAUUUCCAUUUAUAAAAGUGAAGAAUAGAGUGUGUCAUAUAUUUGAAAAAUACCAAGAACAAAAUACAUUAUUGGAUUCAAUUUUAGAGUAGAUUUGUGUUAGUUUGAUGGAUGUUGUAAAGGUUUAUGUGUUAAAGUAUGUUAACAAUUUUGGGAAAAGUAUUUGUGAAGAGUUUCAUAAUAUUUGCGAUACAAUUUAUAUUCUGACAAAAGUGAGAGGAAUAAGAACUAUCAGUAGAUAUUGUCCACACGAAGUAUGCAAUUUGGAACCAGUUGUUAUGUAUUUAUAACAUUGUUCCACAGAUCUUAAUUAGAAUUGGGAAACUAAAUAUGUUAUUCUAAUGUGGUUAAGUAUUAUUGUAUUAGUUCCAUUUGAUUUGAAUUCAAUAGAUUCGUAAAUCUAUAAUGCCAUAUAAGACACAUUCACUUCAAGUAAUACAAUCAUAACCUCAUUGUUAAAUUUGGGAGUCAAUUAUUUAAAAUCAUCUACAAAGUUAAGAAAUAUGGGUGCUUUAUAUUUGUCUAAGUUAUUUAGUCGAACAGAUAUUUUGAAAUGCAAUCUAUUGGAACAAUUUUUAUUCUGGAGUGUCAAAUAAAUUCAUGAAUUGCAAGAUAAUAUUUUAAAUACUUUCUACAUAACAGGGAUAUUGGAAACAUUGGUAGAAAUCCUAAAGGUUGUCUAAAGAGAUGUUUUAAAAGACAACUUGCAAAUUUUAUUGCCUUUACUCAAUUUGAAAUAGCAAGGUACCUUAAUUAAUCUGUUUCUAACUAAAUUAACCUAGAGGAUUGGAUUGGUAUACUUGAGACCAAGAGUAGUUAGUUGGACAUAUAAAAAAGGUACAACAAAUCUAUAAUAAACAUUAAAAAUUAUUGAUUAUUCAAGAAUUGUCACCAACUCACAAAUAUCAAGAUAAAAUUAAUAAUUACAAUAAUAAUAACUAUCGAAUAUAUUACUAGAAGAUGUGGAUUAUUUCAUUGAUGUUGAUUAGGAAGGAUUAGAAAUUGUUGUAGAUACUUUAUUAUAAUAAAUAAUAAAUAAGGAUACAGUUGUUAGAUGGUCAGCUGCUAAAGGUAUUGGCAGAAUCUGUGCUAGAUUGAAUUUAGAUUAAGCAGAUGAUAUUUUCAAUUCAUUAAUCAACACCUGCUUUACACCAAUAAAUGGUGACACAGCCUGGCAUGGAGGUUGCUUAGCAUUAGGGGAAUUAUGUAGAAGAGGAUUGAUUCUUGAAAACAAAUUAGAAUCCAUCAUUCCCAUAAUUUGCAGAGCCUUGAUUUUCGAGUAGAACCAAGGAGGCUAUAGUGUUGGUGUAAAUGUUAGAGAUUCAGCCUGUUUCAUCGCUUGGUCAGCUGCAAGAGCUUAUGAUCCAGAAAUAUUAAAAAAUCAUGUUCUCUCUUUGGCACAACAUUUAGUGAUUGUUAUGAUAUUUGAUCGAGAAGUAAAUGUUCGAAGAGCAGCAUCUAGUACUUUUUAAGAAUUAGUAGGUAGAUGUCCCAAUAUUAUACCACAUGGUAUAAGUAUUCUAACAGAAGCUGAUUAUUUUUCAUUAGCUAUGAUUCAUAAUGCAUAUUUAAGAAUUGCUCCAUUUGUCGCUUCCUAUCCUGAAUAUUAUAAAUAGAUGGUUGAUCAUUUGGCUUUCAUUAAAAUAUCAAGUCAAGAUAAAGAAGUUAGAAAGUUGGCAGCUAAAAGUUUGGGAAGAUUACUUGUUUUGGAUCCAACCUACUUUAAGGACAAUAUGAUUUAUGAAAGUGUUUUAAAAAUGAUACGAUUGCAAUCACUGAAUUAUAAACAUGGUGCCUUAUUUGCUUUAGGAGAUUUACUUAUAGCAUAAUCAGGAAAUAUCACUAAGAAUUCAGAAGAAAAAGAAUUGAAAGAUUCAGUUUUCUUAAGAACCUUAACUAAGAAUGACAGAUAAUUAGCAAAAGCUGGAGAACAUAUCACAAUUUUCAAAUCUUAAUAUGAGAAAUUACUUUAAGUAGACAAUAUGAAUUUGCUUUCACAAAAAAUAAUAGAUAACAUUAUGCAAACACCUCAACUAUUAGAGGACUCUUUGAAAGGGAAGAGUGGAGAAUAAAUUAGAAUUGCUGCCUACAGAUUAAUUGAAUGUAUCUCUAUUUCUAAAUUACCACUUUAAAUUGAAUAACAUGCAUACUACUUGAAAUUUAUAGAAGAUGGAUUAAAGAAUCCUUUGGAAGAAAUACAAUUAUCAGCAGCCAAAGCUUUAAGAUUAUUAAGUAAUCAAUAUCAAACAAAAGAUCAAUUUUAGAUAGAUGGUAAAGAAUUUUUAAAAAGAGUUAUAAAACAAUUAAAUCAAAAGUCUACUACUGUUCAAGUUCUUAUACAAGGAGGCUAUGCUUAAAGUGUUGGAUCCUUUUCACCAUAAGUACUACAUGGCGAAGAUUUAAGUAUAUUGUACACUAUUGGUUUAUCAAAGAAAAGAGCAAAAUUAACAAGUUGGAGUAUUGAUCCCGAUACUCGAAAAUAUGCUAUAAAGUCUCUUGGAUAAGGAAUUAUAAAUUAGUUAAACAAUAAUUUAAAUUGUGAUGCUCAACUCUUACCUUUUAUUGAUUGCAUUCUUUAUGCAAUGUUAGAUUACACAGUAAAUAAAAAAGGAGAUGUUGGUUUAUUUAUUAGAGAAAAUUCAAUUAUUUCUAUUUAAUCUAUUUUAGCUAGUUAUGUAGGUUACAUUGAGAGAAAUCAAAUUAAUAAUAUUAUUAUAAAUGAAUAAUAUAUUAUUAAAAUUAUUGGAUAAUUAUUAUAGCAAUUAUGCGAAAAGAUUGAUAGAGUGAGAUUAUUAGCUGGAAGUGUUUUGUAAGAUUUAUUUAAAUCGGUGUUACCUAAAUUGUAAUAAUUUGAAAAUUAUGAAUAAAUAUCGGCAAUAUUCUCAACUGCUAACUUAUAAUAGACUAUAAUAAAGGAUUAAGAAAGAGUUGAUCAAACAUUUUAAAGCGAAAUUAUUGAGGCUGAAAUUAAAAAUCUAAAAGAUGUUCUAUAAAACAUCGGAAAAACGGAUCUAAUUUAUCAUUGGAAUCUACCACAUUGUUGUUAUAGACUAAUUGUUCCCAUUCUUGCAUAUCCUACAUUUUGUAGAUACAUCCUAACCGGAUUAUGUAUAAGUGUGGGAGGAAUUAGUGAAUCAAUCCAAAAAUAUAGUGAAGAAGCUUUAGUAUAAUAUAUCCAUAUGAAUCAAAAUCUUGAUCUUUUAAUGGUUAAUUUAAUCGAAAUCCUAAAAUUAUACGUGCUAGAUGAAAGAGUCGUUAUACCUUUGUUUAAAACAGCAUCACUAGUUUUAUAAAAGGAAGAAAUAUAAUCAUUACCUAUGAUUAAAUAAUACACUGAAAUGCUGUUCUAAUUAAUAUAUAAAGAAACUCAUAAGACUCAAUCAAUUAAUAAAUUAGCUGCAAGCGUAUAACUAAUAAUUGAUAUUUUAUCAAUCAAUAUAGGAUUGUUUCAUCAAAUUAUUUAACACAUUUAUGAUAUAUUAACUAGCGAUUUACCUAAAAUAAGAAAACAAUUAGCCGAAGCAUUUUACUUGUACUUGUUAUCUCAUGAUAAUGAAGAAUUGAUAUCUAUGGACAAUAAUUGUUUGUUAUAAGAUUACUUAUUAGAAACUGAUUGGCUAUCUGUAUUUAUUUAAUCUUAUCAUUAUUAGGAGGAAUUAGAUUAAAAUAUUGACUAGUGUAGAAACCAAUUAAAAUAAUUAUUAAAUUUAUGA